This is a messenger RNA of Fulmarus glacialis (Northern fulmar), 2469 nucleotides long. RefSeq names its product protein TANC2. Gene Ontology annotation, biological process: regulation of dendritic spine morphogenesis. Gene Ontology annotation, cellular component: dendritic spine. The annotation marks the transcript as partial. Lineage: Eukaryota; Metazoa; Chordata; Aves; Procellariiformes; Procellariidae. The transcript is spliced from 11 exons. The record is from RefSeq and is a predicted model, not a curated record. Gene Ontology annotation, molecular function: protein binding.
AGCUCGGCCGUGACGCAGCGCAUCAGCCCCUGCUCCACGCUGACCAGCAGCACCGCCUCGCCGCCCGCCAGCAGCCCCUGCUCCACCCUCCCGCCCGUCAGCACCAGCGUCACCGCCAAGGACUGCACCUACGGCGCCGUCACCAGCCCCACCUCCACGCUGGAGAGCAGAGACAGCGGUAUCAUAGCUACUUUGACAAGUUACUCAGAAAAUGUGGAACGCACUAAAUAUGGAGGGGAAGGCAGUAAAGAACUUGGAUCUGGAGGAAACCUGAAACCUUGGCAGUCCCAGAAAUCCAGCAUGGACUCCUGCUUAUACCGCGUGGAUGAGAACAUGACGGCUUCCACCUACAGCCUGAACAAAAUUCCAGAGAGGAACCUGGAGACAGUCUUGUCCCAGUCAGUGCAGUCUAUUCCUCUUUACCUUAUGCCACGGCCAAAUUCAGUAGCAGCCACCAGCUCAGCCCACUUAGAAGAUCUCGCGUACCUGGACGAGCAGAGACACACUCCCCUGCGGACGUCCCUGCGGAUGCCGCGGCAGAGCAUGGCUGGCGCCCGCACGCAGCAGGACCUGCGAGUACGCUUCGCACCUUACAGACCUCCCGACAUCUCUCUGAAACCACUGCUCUUCGAGGUGCCCAGCAUCACCACCGAGUCCGUCUUCGUUGGCCGGGACUGGGUGUUCCACGAGAUAGAUGCGCAGCUGCAGAGUUCAAACGCCAGCGUCAACCGAGGUGUAGUGAUCGUUGGGAACAUCGGGUUUGGAAAAACCGCCAUCAUCUCCAGACUGGUUGCACUCAGCUGCCAUGGCACACGUAUGAGACAGAUUGCUUCUGAUAGCCCACAUGCCUCUCCGAAACAUGUGGAUGCAAACCGAGAGCUGCCCUUAACCCAGCCGCCUUCUGCUCACUCGUCAAUCACCAGCGGGAGCUGCCCGGGGACUCCCGAAAUGCGCCGGCGCCAGGAAGAGGCCAUGCGGAGACUCGCUUCACAGGUUGUCGCUUAUCACUACUGCCAGGCUGAUAAUGCCUACACCUGCCUGGUGCCGGAGUUUGUGCACAACGUGGCCGCCCUGCUCUGCCGCUCGCCGCAAUUCGUUGCCUACAGGGAGCAGCUCCUGCGAGAGCCCCACCUGCAGAGCAUGCUCAGCCUGAGGUCCUGCGUGCAAGACCCCAUGGCCUCCUUCCGCAGGGGAGUCCUGGAGCCCUUGGAAAAUCUGCACAAAGAGAGGAAGAUCCCUGAUGAAGAUUUCAUUAUAUUAAUUGAUGGUUUAAAUGAGGCUGAAUUUCACAAGCCAGAUUAUGGAGACACUAUAGUAUCAUUCCUGAGCAAAAUGAUUGGAAAGUUCCCUUCCUGGCUGAAGCUGGUAGUGACCGUCAGGACAAGUCUACAGGAAAUAAUUAAGCUGUUGCCCUUCCACAGAAUAUUUUUGGAUAGACUGGAAGAGAAUGAAGCCAUAGACCAGGACCUGCAGGCAUAUAUCCUUCAUCGGAUACACAGCAGCUCGGAGAUCCAGAACAACAUCUCGCUUAACGGCAAAAUGGACAACACUACGUUUGGCAAACUCAGUUCUCACCUCAAGACCUUGAGCCAAGGGUCCUAUCUGUACCUAAAACUCACUUUUGAUCUCAUAGAGAAAGGAUACCUAGUACUAAAAAGCUCCAGCUACAAAGUAGUCCCAGUGUCUCUGUCAGAAGUUUACCUGUUGCAGUGCAAUAUGAAGUUCCCAACGCAGUCUUCCUUUGAUCGGGUUAUGCCUCUCUUGAAUGUGGCAGUGGCAUCUCUGCAUCCAUUAACAGAUGAACAUAUUUUUCAGGCCAUUAAUGCAGGUAACAUUGAGGGCACUUUGGAGUGGGAUGACUUUCAGCAGAGGAUGGAGAACCUUUCUAUGUUUCUUAUCAAACGUAGAGAUAUGACGCGAAUGUUUGUUCAUCCCUCUUUCCGAGAAUGGCUUAUUUGGAGAGAAGAAGGUGAAAAGACCAAGUUUCUUUGUGAUCCUAGGAGUGGCCACACAUUACUUGCCUUCUGGUUUUCCCGUCAAGAAGGAAAACUAAAUCGACAGCAAACUAUUGAACUGGGACAUCACAUUCUCAAAGCACAUAUUUUUAAGGGGCUGAGUAAAAAAGUUGGGGUAUCUUCCUCUAUCCUGCAAGGGCUUUGGAUCUCCUACAGUACUGAAGGUCUUUCGAUGGCUUUGGCAUCUCUGAGAAAUCUCUACACCCCAAACAUAAAGGUCAGUCGGUUGCUGAUUUUAGGAGGUGCAAACGUGAAUUAUCGGACUGAAGUUCUGAACAACGCCCCCAUUUUGUGUGUCCAAUCUCACCUGGGUUACACAGAGAUGGUGGCUUUGCUCUUGGAGUUUGGGGCCAAUGUAGAUGCCGCUUCGGAAAGUGGCCUGACCCCCCUUGGCUACGCAGCUGCUGCUGGAUUUCUGAGUAUUGUUGUGCUGCUGUGCAAGAAACGGGCCAAG